Molecule: messenger RNA, 1145 nt
Organism: Armigeres subalbatus
Lineage: Eukaryota; Metazoa; Arthropoda; Insecta; Diptera; Culicidae
Exons: 2
Coding region: 148-687 (179 amino acids)
Source: RefSeq, a predicted model, not a curated record
AGACUAUAUUCUCACUUCUCAGCAACGUGAGAUGUCUGCAUACGCAUCAUUUGUGCAUUAAUAACUAUGUGCAGAACAAUGAUUCAUUAGUAGGUUGUAAAAAAUCGUAGUAAAAACAAAAAACCGGCAUAACGGAACAUCUGCAACAUGGUGCAUUACGCAACGCUAUACCGGGAUUACAUUCCAUUUCACGCGGAUCGGCCCUACAAGUACAAUAAUCGAAAAUUCCUGCAACGAUGGGACGAGCUAAAUGGGAUGAAGUGGGUGGCUGCUGCGGACGGGGUAGUUCCACCCAAUGCCGUCGUCGCUGGUUAUGAGGGAAAACAAACACUGUACGUGGGACGCGCGGAGGUAAACAAUUCCAUUGCGCCCGGUUCGAUUAAUCCGCAGAAGAAGGCAUGCUUCUGUCCAUGGGGCGGCAAAAAUCAUAAACGAUCCAAGUACGAAGUGCUAUGCACCCCGGGUCAAUUCGUAUUGAUAAACAGCUGGGAAACACUGGUGAAAGGAACUCCCGGGGGAAUAAGCGAGCAAGGCGAACCAUUGUACAUUGGCCGGAACAAACAGAAUGAAGAACUGGUGUGUGGCAAAAUACAGAGAUCGUACUUCGUUUGCUAUAUACCUUACAAAACAAAGGAAAUUGAGCGUGAUGUGUUCGGAAGUGAGAUCUUUAUCAAAUCGACUAGUUAGAGCAUAAGAAUGGUUGCCCCAUAUGCCUUUACAUAUACACUAAUUCUAGCGGACAUUGCACUAUCCGACAAUGCUUGGCUCGACAUUAGCAUAAUGUAAACAGUAUUGUCGGAUAGUGCAUUGUCCGAUAGAAUGAGCGAAUAUGUAAACUGAUGGCUGUAUUAUCAAAAUUAGAGAGUAGUUUCGGUUUAUAUAGUUUCAUUGUUUAAACAAUCAGAAUACUUACAUUUCCCCAGAUUUUUGUUUUACAGGAUUUAGUGAGUUAUAUUUCAAGUCAAGAAUUAAAACAAAUGACGAUUCUUAAAUUAUGAAGAUAAAUCUACGCUAUUGUGAUAAACUGAAUUGUAUUAACAUGCAGGACUGAUAUAUAUUCGAGGCAGUUAUUCAAUUUUAGAAUUCCAGGAAUAAAGUUAGAUUUCUGAAACAACUAUAUAAAUAAAAAGGAAACUAGUUACCUA